This is a messenger RNA of Chelonia mydas (Green sea turtle), 5599 nucleotides long. RefSeq lists its product as uncharacterized. The transcript has 8 exons. Bases 328 to 1023 code for a protein of 231 amino acids. The record is from RefSeq and is a predicted model, not a curated record. Lineage: Eukaryota; Metazoa; Chordata; Testudines; Cheloniidae.
GCGGAGCCGGCGGCCCAGACGCGGAAGCGGGAGGAAGCAGCGUGGCUUCCCCUGGAUGUAAACACGGCGGCGGGGCCGGGCCAGGCCGAGGGGUCGCGCCGCGGGGCUUCUCCGGGAGGCCCUGCCCAGGGACACCACAGAGCAGUUUGCCAUUGACCCAGAUCACUGAUCAAGCCUGUCAUGAGGCUGAGAUUUACAAGGAUGCUGGAGUUGUUCUGGCAGGUGACUUGAAUCGCGCCGUGGGCAGCCACCUCAUUGCCUGUGAUCCAGGAAAAGGCCUUCUGUGAGAUUGGAGGGUUUGGAAACUGCUUGCCCAAGGAUGGCUUGAUGGUGGAAAAUAUGCAUGACCUUCCUUACACCGUUUAUGUUGGGCCAGAAAUAACUGCAGCAAUGGCAGUCAUUAGUGCUGCAGUGAAACACACCUGCCCACGUCUCCCAUUGGGUAUCCAGAUUCUGUGUUCUGCAAAUCAACAGGCUGUAGCUGUUGCUCUUGCUUCAGGUCUGGAUUUUAUCCGAGUUGAAGGGUUUGUUUUUUCUCAUGUUGCUGAUGAAGGGAUUAUAAAUGCCUGUGCAGGUGAUCUGCUAAGAUACCGAAAACAAAUCGGAGCACAGCAUGUUCAAAUUUUUGCCGAUAUUAAAAAGAAACACAGAUCUGGUUGGCCCAGAAGGAAGGACACUAGUCCCAGGACUACUGGUCUUUUGUGCGCUCACGCUCUGACAGCAGAUGUCAGUAUAUCAGAGACUGCUAAGGCUGCUGAGCUCUUCCUUGCUGAUGGGAUUGUAUUGACUGGAACAGCUACUGGAAUGCAGGCAGAUCCUAAAGAAUUGAAAGAAGUUGAACAUGCUGUGAAGAUUCCAGUGCUGAUUGGGUCUGGAGUGACGCUGGAGAAUGCAAGGAACUACUUGGAUGCAAAUGCUUUAAUAAUUGGUUCAUAUUUCAAGAAAGAAGGUUAUUGGGCAAAUAGUGUUGAUCCUGACAGAGUAAAGAAAUUUAUGGAUCAUAUAGGUAAACUGAGAGAAUGAAUUUAUCAUCAUAUAGUAUUGUGUUUGUGUAGAAUGAGAUUUGGCCACAGCACAACUUCUGUGGGGUUACCAUACAAAUCCAAUAUGAUAUACAGUACCAUGCACAAGCAACCUCUAUUAGCAUUCAUGGGAGUUGCAUGGGAAUUGGAAUUGGUUAAUACAAUAUUAAAUGAGGAGAAAAAAUCUUCUCUGUGGCUAGCCAGUAAAUCAGAUGGCAUUUUAAAGAAAAUGGGUGUUCUCAGUUUCAUUUGUAGAAGGCACAUUUCUGCAGCUCUCUACUCCAUGUUCCAGUACUAAAUUAUCUCUUAGACGUUUUCAGGAAUAUAUUCUUUCUGACAGGUAAAGAAUUUGUGCAGCUUAAGAAUUAGCUGAGUUUUGUUUUACAUGUGGAAUACAAUAGGACACCCUAAGAUUUCAGCCACCAGUACUGUAAAUUGGGCAGGUCAGUUAGCCGCUGUGUGCCUCAGUUUCUCCAUCUGUAAAAUGGGGAUAAUAAUACCUAUUUUAAAAAAUGUUGUAGGACAUAAUGAGAUUUUGUAAAGCAAUUUCAUCUAAUAAAAGUUACUAUAAAAGUGCAAGAUUUUUUUUUCAUUCAAACUCUAUUUGUCAAAAAAAUACAAUAAAAAUGCUGUAAGUUAGUAAAGUCCAUUUAUUCAUGUCUGAAUACUGGUGACAUCGUAGCAGAAUUUUUGGAAGUCUUGAUCCAUCACUAACUUCAGACACUCAGCAGCUGCCCUUCCCAGUUUUAAGUGGCACCCCAUCUAUUUAUCUCCUUAUUGGUCCUUUACUAUGAUGACCCAUCAUGAACUCCUUCCGUGAUAACUUUCUCAAGAUUAUUUCCAUCUCUAUGGCUGAUGUGAGCAAACUACAUAAGUUUGUGCCUGUUGAUUUCUGAGAGCAGAGAGUCCUCUUUUCUCCAAUAAUAUUUCAAACAUAAGAGUAUAUGCCAGCACCCCAUUUCAAAGGCUUCAGUUUUCUUCUAGUCAUCCACAUUAGUUCCCUAAGAUUCACUUCCAUAAGUCGCUAUGGAAAAAAAUUAUACUUUUCACCAGCUGAACCUUUGUAUGUUUCGAGAGGCCACGGUUUUUCCACACUUUUAUAAGGGAGGCCAUGACUGAACAAGCCAUCCCUAGUCUUCUUCCGAUUUCUUUAGAAUAGCCUCCUUGGUUGGACUAUGAAUGAUCCCAGGUAAUUAAAUCAAUCUACUUCCUCUACAGCUUGACCAUUAAUCUUGUUGUCCACUUGCAUCCUGACGUUAGUGAUAGUGUCAAGAUACAUGCAUUUUCAUUUUUGCCCCUUUCAGUAGUACAUAUUUCUCAUUAACUGUUUUUAACAGACUCCAACAUUUGUUGAAUUUCAUUGAUGGUUGCAACAAAAAGCAUAUCCGAGGUCAGUAAGAAGUGUUCACCAGUGGAAAUCCUAGUUCCUUCCACUUUAUCAAAACCUUCAGGGCUUGUCUCACAAGAAAUUCUGCAUACAUGUUAAAAAGACUUGGGAGGCAAAGGAGCAUUCUGUCUCCAUGUGCCAAUGGAAAACCUACUGCUGUUUGCACCAUGAUCUGUUGAUGGUGGAGACUUGUCAUGAAUUCAAUUAGAUGCUUUGGAAUCCCCAUGUCAGCCAGUAUCCUCCAGAGACUGUCAUGAUGGAUGAUAUCAAAUUCUUUGGAGUAGUCAGAGAAACGCCUAAUCAAUGGAUUGCUGAAUAUUUGCAAUUUGAUUGUAUGUGCCUCGUCCCUCUCUAAAAUCAGCUUGUGGUGAUGGUAGUUCUGCUUCUGUCAUUUGCUUCGUGCUGUCCUGAAUUAUACAGAGGAACACUUUACUUGCAUGCUAUAUCAAGGAGAUGGUACAAUAGUCACUGUACUGUUAUAGUUCCUUUCUUUGGUAAGAGCAGAAAAAUUCCCUUUGUCCAAUCAUCCAGUCAAUUUCUAGUCACUCAUGCAUUGUUGCAAAUUUUCCACAUGAGAUCAAUACCACCAUCACCGAUCACUUUUAACAAUUCUGCUGGCACAUUAUCUACCCCUGGUGCUUUCCCAAGCUUCAUUUUCAUAAAAGCACGCACCACUUCCUCGCUCAGGAUUGAUGGCUCAAGCUCUGUACUCUCUUUUCUGUCAUCCUGUAUUGUAAGUGGCUCUGAUGAGGCAUAGAGGUUGGCACAGUAAUCUCUCUGUGUUUGAAAUCACCACCUUCAGUAAAAACACUACUGUCAUGAUCUUUUAUUAUGCUUGGUCGCAGGGAAAACUUCUUACUAAAAUGUCUGACCACUGUGAACAUACCUUUUGUUUUAUUAUUUUAAUUCUCGAGUUCCUCACAUUUUGCUCUAAUGUAUUUGCUCUUAUCUCCUCUAGUCUGCCUUUCAAUCUGUCUGCUCAGUUCCUUACAGCGUAUUUUCUCUCCUGCAUUCUUCAGUCUCCAACCUUAACCUUCUCUGUUAUUUAUGGUGCGGUCUGACACUCGCUUUUUGGAAUGUGUGCUUUAGCGGCUUCAAGCAUGAUAGUUUUCAUUUUAUUCCAAAAGUCAUUCAGGUUUUCUCUUCUCUUUCACAUAUGAUAGUGACUCAAACCUGUUCUUUACAGAAGUCAUGUAGUUUUCGUUGAUUUGGGACAAGUGCAGAUGCAGCGGACCUGCCAAACGUCCUAUCUUUUUACAUUUUAAUUUUAUGUUUGAGGGUAACAGUUGAUGGUCUGACCCACAGUCUGCGCUCAGGGAAGUCUCUUUGUCCAUUGGACGCUUUAUCUCCAGCGUCCCUGUAUCAUUACAUAGUUGAUCUGGUUCUUUGUCACAUCGUCAGGUGACCUCCAUAUAUGUAAACAUAUAGGAUGUUGGGUGAAGAUAGUGUUUUUAAUGAUCAGAUGAUUACAGUACAGACUUCGACUAAACAUCUUCCUCUCAUAUUGUAAACCCAGACCACUGUUUCCCUUUAUUUCUUUGAGAGCUUACAGCUCCAACUUUUGUGUUCAGAUCUCCAAUUACAAGGGUGGUGUCUUCAGUUGGUGUUUUAAUAAGUGUCUCUUCAAAUCAUUCAUAGAAUGCCAUAAAUUGUUCGCUCGUCAGCUGCAUAGAGGCUUAAACCUCUAUGAUCAACCUUUUAACUGACUUUGCUUGAAGGCAAAUUGUAAUGGUUGUAUUGCUGAUUGUAUUAUAUCCAAGCACACACUUUGGUGUCUCCUUGAAUAAAAUAAAUGCAACCCCUUUUCUCUCACUUUCUCAGAACCUGAGUAUAUACCACAUACCCAUCCAUCAUCAUGAAGUGACCUCUACCAUUCCAUCACAGCUUAGAUUCCAUGUAUAUCUAUCUUACGUCUUUGUAAAUGGCAAAGUUCCCUUCAUACAUAUGCCUCACAAUCCAUGUUCCUGUUCUGAUCAUUCUUUUAUGAAGGUUCAAGUUAUUCUUUUCCUUGGUGCAAACAUCAGGUACUGUACUUCCCAAAGGAUUUGGUACAGCACCAUUGUAACUGCAACUGGUACUCUUGAUGGCCAGAACCUCCUCCCCAGGAUAAUUUGAUGAGCCUUUUGACGUGGGAGGUAUCUCACCAUCCAGUGCCACACAUGGAUCAUGUUGCCUUUGUUCUGCCAUGAUUGGUCUCAUGGGAGAAAAUACACGGGGUGGUUUCCUAUUGCCUUCUCUCUGGUUUGUGGUUGCUGUUGCUUAAAUCAUGAUUUAAUAACUCUUCUCCCUGUUGACGGCAUUUCCUCCAUUGGAGGUCCCAAUAUCCUCCCCAGGACCUCAUCUGUCUGAAGCCAUUAGUACUUCCUGAGGUUUCAGCCAGUUGUAGGUGGUACAGUCUACUGCCAUUACAGCAUCAGGCUGACUUGGAAAUGCUGUACCACAACCAAAAUUUAAAAAAAAAAAUUGGGAAAUGGAUUCACUUUCGGUACUUAACGAAGAGUAAGUGUAAAUAUUUAAAUUAUUUUAAAUAGAGCUGCUUGACAUUUUUGGGGAAUUUUGACAAAAUAUUUUAGUAAAAAACAUUUGAAAUGAAGAUUUAAUGCUGUUUUCAGACCAGCUAAUUCAGCUCUGCACCUCUCAGGAUUAGUAUUAGUGAUGUUGCAGACUGCCAAGAUCCUUCCUAAUACACACAGGGAUAAUUAUGAUGGAAGCCUUUCUUGUUGUACUGAGAAAUUUUCAUUUUCACAAAGAAUUCUUCAACACAGAAAACAAUAGUGGAUAGAUUCAGCCAUCUCUUAAAACUAAUAAAUUAUCACGAAUAAAAAAUGAUUUUCCUUAGCCAAAAAAAGGUCUAGAAGUCAUUGUUUGCUUAUGUAAAAUCAGAGAAUGAUAGAAGUACUAAAAGAUUUUAAAAAAAUCUUUUUUGUUAUUUUGGGUUCAUAAUGUGAAAAUCUUGUGUGAUGUUUUAGUGAGAAUGAUGUGGACACAGACAUGUUCUACAUGGAUAUAUUUCAGAGAGGUGUUUCUAUCUGAGCACCCAAGUGAAAGAGAAGAAAUUUUGCAUGAUAGUAUUUAUUUAUUAUAUAUUUAUAAUGUAUUUUGCAGAUUCGUUGGGUUGGAAAUGUAUUUACUUCAUGAACUAUCAUGUGAAAAACAGUCAAAUGUAAAUAAAAAUGACAAUUUCUGAUUA